Messenger RNA from Condylura cristata (star-nosed mole), 4238 nucleotides. RefSeq names its product zinc finger and BTB domain containing 5 (gene ZBTB5). Gene Ontology annotation, molecular function: RNA polymerase II cis-regulatory region sequence-specific DNA binding; DNA-binding transcription factor activity, RNA polymerase II-specific; protein binding. The record is from RefSeq and is a predicted model, not a curated record. Lineage: Eukaryota; Metazoa; Chordata; Mammalia; Eulipotyphla; Talpidae. The transcript is spliced from 2 exons. Gene Ontology annotation, biological process: regulation of transcription by RNA polymerase II. Bases 458 to 2491 code for a protein of 677 amino acids. Gene Ontology annotation, cellular component: nucleus.
UUAGUAGAAAAAGCAUUUUAUGUUUGCACUGGGAAUAUAUAGGGCAUUAAUACUUUUUUGUGUACAGAGUUAGAAAGUUUUAGGUCACUUAAUCACCAGAAAUUUUGAAGUGGAAAACAAGGGGAGUUAAAGGAUAUGGUGAGAUGGAUACAGAAGUCUAACCAACUUGGGGCAUGGAUGCAGCUCACCCAUGUUGGUCUUUUUCACAUAAGUGUUAAAAGUGGGCUGAAGAGGAGCCUGUAAACAGCCAGUCGUUGCUCUCCAUGUGUGCAUGCUUUCCAGGUCUGUUAGCUAAAUUGGCAUUUGUUCUUUAUUUGACAGGUUGUUAGUUCAUGUGCCCAUUAUUAAGCUCUCGGAGACCAAGGUUCACCGUCCAUGUGUCUCUUUUUGUCAUCCCGUGUGUUCUGACUUCCCCUGAAGCUUUCCUAAGUCUCAACACUUUCUUUCUUAUAGGAUCAUGGAUUUUCCUGGACACUUUGAACAGAUCUUCCAGCAACUGAAUUACCAGAGACUUCAUGGCCAGCUGUGUGAUUGUGUCAUUGUGGUGGGGAAUCGACACUUUAAAGCUCACCGCUCUGUACUGGCAGCAUGCAGCACACAUUUCCGAGCUCUGUUCUCCGUAGCAGAGGGAGAUCAAACCAUGAACAUGAUCCAGUUGGAUAGCGAGGUAGUGACAGCGGAGGCCUUUGCCGCACUGAUUGACAUGAUGUAUACCUCCACCCUCAUGCUGGGGGAGAGCAAUGUUAUGGAUGUCUUAUUGGCAGCCUCUCACCUGCAUUUGAACUCUGUUGUUAAGGCAUGUAAACAUUACCUAACAACAAGGACGCUGCCCAUGUCUCCCCCCAGUGAACGCGCUCAGGAGCAGAGUGCCCGCAUGCAGCGCUCUUUCAUGCUGCAGCAGCUGGGACUAAGCAUCGUGAGCUCAGCCCUCAAUUCCAGCCAGAGUGGUGAGGAGCAGCCGGCCCCCAUGAGCUCAUCAAUCCGCAGUAACCUGGACCAGCGGCCGCCCUUCCCCAUGAGACGCCUUCAUAAACGCAAGCAGUCUGCAGAGGAGCGGGCCAGACAACGCCUCCGGCCCGCCAUGGAUGAGUCUGCCAUUUCUGAUGUUGCACCCGAGAAUGGACCAUCGGGGGUUCAUUCUCGAGAAGAGUUCUUUUCACCAGAUUCUCUGAAAAUUGUGGAUAACCCUAAGGCUGACGGCAUGACUGACAACCAGGAAGACAGUGCCAUCAUAUUUGACCAGUCUUUCGGGGCUCAAGAAGAUGCCCAGGUGCCCAGCCAGUCUGACAACAGUGCCGGCAACAUGGCACAGUUGUCCAUGGCCUCUCGUGCAACUCAGGUUGAGACUAGUUUUGAGCAGGAAGCCGUGACUGAAAAAAGCGGUUUUCAGUGUGAAAAUCCUGAGGCUGGCCUUGGUGAAAAGGAGCACAUGAGAGUGGUGGUAAAAUCUGAGCCCCUGAGCUCUCCUGAACCUCAGGAUGAAGUGAGCGAUGUGACCUCACAGGCAGAAGGCAGCGAAUCUGUGGAAGUGGAAGGAGUUGUGGUCAGUGCCGAAAAGAUAGACCUCAGCCCUGAAAGCAGUGACCGGAGUUUUUCAGAUCCCCAGUCUAGCACUGAUCGGGUAGGUGACAUCCAUAUUUUAGAAGUCACAAAUAACCUAGAACAUAAAUCCACUUUUAGCAUUUCAAAUUUUCUUAACAAGAGCAGAGGAAGUAACUUUAGCACAAAUCAAAACAAUGAUGAUAAUAUCCCAAACACCACUAGUGACUGCAGACUGGAGGGUGAGGCCCCUUACUUGUUGAGUCCAGAGGCUGGACCUGCGGGAGCGCCCUCCUCAGCCUCUGGCUCUCACGUGGAAAACCCAUUCAGCGAGCCUGCUGACUCCCACUUCGUUAGACCUAUGCAGGAAGUGAUGGGCCUGCCUUGUGUGCAGACUUCGGGCUACCAAGGAGGAGAACAGUUUGGGCUGGAUUUUUCCAGGUCUGGUUUGGGGCUCCACUCCUCCUUCUCUCGGGUAAUGAUGGGCUCCCCGAGAGGAGGAGCCAGCAACUUUCCAUAUUACCGCCGCAUCGCGCCCAAGAUGCCAGUUGUAACUUCUGUCAGAAGCUCACAGAUCCCAGAAAACCCUGCCAGUUCCCAGCUGCUGAUGAAUGGAGCCACAUCCUCAUUUGAAAACAACCAUCCUUCCCAGCCUGGCCCUCCACAGUUAACCAGGGCGUCUGCUGAUGUCCUGUCAAAGUGCAAGAAGGCCUUAUCAGAGCACAACGUCCUGGUUGUAGAGGGAGCUCGCAAGUAUGCCUGCAAAAUCUGCUGCAAGACUUUUCUGACCUUGACUGAUUGCAAGAAGCACAUCCGUGUUCACACAGGUGAGAAACCCUAUGCCUGCCUGAAGUGUGGCAAGAGGUUCAGCCAGUCCAGCCACCUGUAUAAACACUCAAAGACUACCUGCCUGCGCUGGCAGAGCAGCAAUCUCCCCAGCACUUUGCUCUAACCCCAGUUUCUUGAGAUAGUGCCCAUGCCGGGUGUAGGACUGAAACAAGUCUCAUGGUUGGCGGCUGAUGCCACUAGGUGUAGGCUUUAGGCUGCCCUUGCUCUUGCAAGUUUUGACGAGUCAUAAGUAGAGAACUAGGAACUUGUAGUGCUUGUACCAUUGCAUUUCUGUUGAAAUGCGCACUCACAGAGGGGUGAGAUCGCGGAAACCAAGUUCUUCAUUAGGAGUGAGUCAGAAAGUAGUUUGUAACUGAUGUUGUUAAAAGUGGCACAUUAAAAAAUUAAAAACUGAAGUGCAAAAAAAAUUUUUUUUAGCAAUUUUUGUAAAACUCAAGCAUUUAAUGGAAUUUCCUAUACUCCCGGAUGGGAAUAUUAUAUACCUGUAUAGCGAUGCAAAAUGCACUUACGUGUAACAGUGGCACUUUGUGUCUAAAGGAGGACCCUUGAAGACAUGCCUGUCUGCCACAGAUGCUUUAAAGUGUAUCAUGAGCUAGUCCUAGGCCUCAGAAAGUACUGUAUUUUUUAUUUGUCUGAUUUGCAGUCACAAACACUGCACUCUGAUGGUGCUGACACUGGGUCCAGAGUGAACAUUCUCUGGACUACUAGGUGUAUAUACUUUUGAAGACAUCACUAUUGGAUAGAUGUUUUAACAAUUCUUCCGGGUUUUAAAAACAAAGCUGUAAAUGGAGUGUGUACUUGUAGGGAGUGACAAGUAAGGUAUUGUUUCUGUAUGUGCUGUUUUAGCAAUAUUUUAACCAACUUGUAUUACAUAUGUUACAGUCCCAUGUUUGGAAGUCAGAAAGAGCUAGUGUUUGUCUUGUUUUUGAUGAUACAGAGUCACGUUUUGUGGGGCGCGGGCCCUGGGAUCUUCCUUGGUGCGUUUACCCUUCGCCCAUGCAGCCUGGCCUGACACUCACCCGGUGACAACCUGCCCCAUUCUCUGCUUUGCCUCUUCACACUUUCAUGCCCCAAAUACACCUUCCCCAGGCCUAAGAUUAUUUUCAGUUACAAACUCACCAAAGGUAAUGUCAGACCCCCUCUACCUUGGGUUUUAUUGCUACAUACUGUGGUUUACAAGUAUAGACUCUGAAUUUUUGCUUUCCCCAACCCAGUAAUGUCUGUUUACACCUGUUGGAGACCCAGCCUUAGCAGGGCCCACACUUAUAUAAGGUGGUCGGGCAGCCCAGGGCACAGAUGUCACCAAGUAGCAUCUGAGACUGUUCCUGGAGAUACCUGGCUCACUGCCAGCUCCUCUCUGGGCACCCCCUGCCCUGCUUCCCCCGCCCCACCUGGCUGUUUUCUGAUCUUGUGCCAUCAGGGCUAGGGUGGCACUUGUGUUUGGCUACACCUGGCUCAUGUCUUUCCAGGGAAUAGCACAGGUUAAUGUGUCUGCAGUUUUAGUUCAUGCAUGAACAUGAGUUCAUUUCCUAUCCUAGUGUUUGUAGAAGACACUGGACCACAGUGCAUAAUUGAGAGAAACCCUUUGGUUCUUGUUAGAAAGCUCAGUAGGUAUAGCUAAAUCAAAAACUAGCGUGUGUUUUCUCCUCUCAGUCUAGUGUGUGCAGUUAAACAUCUGUGGAUAAACUCAUAAUGUUCAUAGCAUCUCCUAUGAACUGAUUCCCAGGGAGGAAAGCCUAAGGGAAACCUCUGAUUCCUCUCCUUUGCAGCAGACGUGGGGAAGAGACGUUGGAAGAGAUGGGAUCACCUGGGAAAUUCAAUUGUGUGUGUGGCUAAUUGUUGGCAGUCAU